AUGGAUGACAAUAAUUUUGAAAGUCAAUACAAAGGUUUUAAAGUGUUGAGAUUAUUGCCCAAUACUGUGGAUCAGUUGCAAUACUUAUCCGACAUAUCCACCGAUCUAUCAUUAGUGAUACCAAAUAAAAAGAUCGACUUUUGGACCCAACCUAAAGAUGUCAAUUCAAGUGUCGACGUUAUGGUAUCGCCAGAUAUUUAUAUAGAUAUUUUUGAACAGGAAAAGAGAACAAAUGAUGACCAACUCAUGGGCUACCGAACCAAAUCAUGGGCUCAAAACUCCAGUUCCUUUUUCGAGGCCUACCAUUCCAUUACUGAAAUUUACCAAUUUCUUGAAGAUCUGCAUAGUAUUGAUACAGAAUUGAGUUCAAUUGAAACAAUUGGUACGACAACUGAGAAUAGACCGAUGAAAUUAUUCAAAAUUGGUACCAAAAGUAAAGACAACUCGCAAAAGCCUAUUAUAUGGAUAGACGCCGGCAUUCACGCCCGAGAAUGGAUCGCACCGUCAACUGCUCUCUAUAUCGCUCAUAAGUUGAUCACAUCAAGUGAUAGUGAUGUCAAACAUAUGCUGGAUGUCUAUGACUAUUAUAUAAUGCCCAGUGCUAAUCCUGAUGGAUAUGAAUACUCGAGAUUAUCGGACAGAAUGUGGCGAAAGACGAGAUCACAUAAUCCGUCGUUUUGGGGGCUAUUUUGUCGCGGAGUUGAUCCAAACAGAAAUUAUGGCUAUCAUUGGGGAAGUGCUGGAAGUAGUUCUUAUCCGUGCUCUGAGACCUAUCACGGAAAGGCUCCCUUCUCUGAACCGGAAACUAAAGCCAUAUCUGAUUAUAUAUUGACUAAAAAAGAUAACAUCAAAAUGUAUAUAGCAAUGCAUUCCUAUUCCCAGUUCAUAUUAACACCCUGGGGCUGGACAUCAGAACUACCGAAACAAUACAAUGAUAUGGUUUCAAUGGGACAAAAAGCUGCACAAACAUUACAGCAAAGAUAUGGCACCCACUAUAAGGUGGGCUCCAGUACUAGAAUAUUAUAUGCAGCCUCCGGUGGCGCCGAUGACUGGGCUCAUGGAACUGCAAACAUCAAAUACAGCUAUACAUUUGAAUUAAGAGAUACUGGUGUUUAUGGUUUCAUACUUCCGGUCAGAUAUAUCAUACCGACCGGUGAAGAGACGUUUGACGCAAUCAAAACUAUGAGUUAUGAAAUUAAAGACGAAUACAAACUAAAAGCAAUUAAUACAUAA
Oppia nitens is the source of this 1233-nucleotide messenger RNA. Its product is annotated as carboxypeptidase B-like. Gene Ontology annotation, biological process: proteolysis. The record is from RefSeq and is a predicted model, not a curated record. Gene Ontology annotation, molecular function: zinc ion binding; metallocarboxypeptidase activity. Lineage: Eukaryota; Metazoa; Arthropoda; Arachnida; Sarcoptiformes; Oppiidae. The transcript has 12 exons. Bases 1 to 1233 code for a protein of 410 amino acids.